GUACUAUGCAAAACUAUCUCCUCCACUCAACAAAUAGCUUCGCCGGCGAGAAAGCUAACGGAGAAGACUUUUUCAAAAUGGAAGGACUUUGUUUAACUCUUCAGCCCUUUCCCUCCUCCGCUAUUACACGGCGGCUCUCUACGUUUAACCUCCACAAUAGACUUACCAAACCCUCUUCUUGCGUUCCUCUUCGUGCUCAAAAGUCUGGAAUCACAGAAGGUUCUGAUUCAGUAUUGGAGGGUAAAGUGAGUGAUGUCAAGGUUAGUGAGCAAGAAGUGAAUAUGUAUCAGAAUGAAGUAGUUGAGAGUCAGGGUAUUAGGAUAAGGAGAAGACCACCUACUGGACCUCCUUUGCAUUACGUUGGACCUUUUGAGUUUCGCCUACAGAACGAGGGCAAUACGCCUCGUAAUAUCUUGGAAGAGAUUGUUUGGCACAAGGAUAAAGAAGUUGCUCAGAUGAAAGAGAGAAAGCCACUUUAUACUUUGAAGAAGGCUCUUGAUAAUGUUCCUCCUGCUAUAGACUUCAUUGGUGCUCUUAGAUCUGCUCAUCAAAGAACUGGGUUGCCUGGUUUAAUAGCUGAGGUUAAGAAAGCUUCACCAAGCAAAGGAAUCAUAAGGGAAGAUUUUAACCCUGUAGAAAUUGCACAAGCUUAUGAGAAGGGUGGAGCAGCAUGUCUAAGUGUUUUGACAGAUGACAAAUACUUCAAGGGAAGCUAUGAGAACCUGCAAGCUAUAAGGGAAGCUGGUGUAAAGUGCCCUUUGCUAUUGAAAGAGUUCAUUGUUGAGGCAUGGCAGAUAUACUAUGGUAGAAGCAAGGGCGCAGAUGCAGUUCUGUUGAUCGCUUCUGUGUUACCUGACCUUGACAUCAAAUACAUGAUUAAGAUUUGCAAAAUACUUGGAAUGGCUACACUUGUGGAGGUUCAUGAUGAAAGGGAGAUGGAUCGUGUUCUUGCAAUUGAAGGAGUCGAGCUCAUUGGCAUCAAUAACCGUAACCUUGAAACAUUUGAGGUAGAUCUUGGUAUCACAAAGAAGCUACUUGAAGGAGAGCGUGGCGAACUGAUCCGUCAAAAAGACAUCCUCGUGGUGGGAGAAUCUGGGUUAUUCACUCCCGAAGAUAUCGCCUUUGUACAAGAAGCUGGCGUCAAAGCAGUUCUAGUCGGUGAGUCUCUUAUCAAACAAAGCGAUCCCGGGAAGGCAAUCAGUACACUUUUUGGAAGAGAUAUCACAGAGUGAGCUCCGAGUAGAAAGCUUUUGUAUAGAGAAAAUAUUCAUUGAGUCUCUUAAAGUCUCUUUUUUUCUCAAAGUGCCAUGCUGAGUCAAGUGUGCAGAGGCUUGUGCCUUUACAUAAAUGACCAAUUUUGUUUUUUCUUGUCAUACAUACACAAUGUGUACUUAAAUUUACCCAUCAAAUGCCAAAUCUCUUCUGUA
Molecule: messenger RNA, 1427 nt
Organism: Capsella rubella
Lineage: Eukaryota; Viridiplantae; Streptophyta; Magnoliopsida; Brassicales; Brassicaceae
Product: indole-3-glycerol phosphate synthase, chloroplastic
Exons: 10
Coding region: 6-1232 (408 amino acids)
Biological process (GO): L-tryptophan biosynthetic process
Molecular function (GO): indole-3-glycerol-phosphate synthase activity; phosphoribosylanthranilate isomerase activity
Source: RefSeq, a predicted model, not a curated record